UUUGGAAGAGAUUGUUUACAUAUAUCAUUGUAUCUUGUACAAUGUGCUUUAAAGAAUUGUGUGUUUGUUUUGCAUCACAGGGUUACAUGAUGUUAAACCAGUGUGAAAGCAACACCUGCACCACCCAUCACAACUUUACCAUACAGCAGCUCUCACAUUAAAAACCAGCAUCGUUCUCACACAAACGCUCACUCACUGUACAGACUGCAGAGAAACUUGAGUACGACUACAGGGCAGCAUGUCUAAUAUCGCAAAAGUUCUUUCUAGGAGGCAGGACAGAGCAGAAGGAGUGGGAACAAACAAGAAGUCGAUUCCCUUCAACAAGCAGAACUACCAGAGCCUGAAGCAGGAGUGUCUGGCGAAAAAAACCCUGUUCUGUGACCCGACCUUCCCUGCUGAACCCAACUCUCUAGGAUACGAUGAACUCGGAGAGCAGUCCUCCAAGACCAGAGGAGUGCAGUGGAAGAGACCUAAGGAGCUCUACUCAAAUCCUCAGUUCAUUGUGGACGGCGCUACGCGGACAGACAUCUGCCAAGGAGAUUUAGGUGACUGUUGGUUGCUGGCGGCUAUUGCAUCUUUGACUCUGGAAAAUGAGUUUCUGGAACGUGUAGUUCCACAUGGACAGAGUUUUACAGAGAACUAUGCCGGCAUCUUUCACUUUCAGUUCUGGCAGUUUGGUGAAUGGGUGGAUGUGGUCAUUGAUGACCGGCUGCCCACCAGAGAUGGGAAGCUGCUGUUUGUUCAUUCAGCCGAGGGCUCUGAGUUCUGGAGUGCCCUGUUGGAAAAGGCCUAUGCAAAGCUAAACAGCUCAUAUGAAGCUCUGACGGGAGGCCGGGCCACUGAGGGUUUUGAGGAUUUCACUGGAGGCAUCGCUGAGAGCUAUGAGCUGAGCAAAGCUCCUCCACACUUGUUUAAGCUCAUGCAGAAAGCACUGACGCUGAGAUCAUUAAUGGCCUGCUCCAUUUCUUCCAGUUCGCAGGACACUGAGACGAAGACGAGUCUGAAGCUGGUGAAGCGUCAUGCCUACUCCGUCACAGGCGCAAAGGAGGUUCAUUCUUACGGCCGUCUGGUUCAGCUGGUGCGUUUCAGGAACCCGUGGGGUCGGGUGGAGUGGAUAGGCCCUUGGAGUGACAAUUCCGAAGAGUGGAAUAGCGUCCAACCUGAGGAGAAAGCUAAACUGGUUUAUUCAGCUGAAGAUGGAGAGUUCUGGAUGGCGUAUUCAGACUUCAUACAGCAGUUCUCGAGGUUGGACAUCUGUAAUCAGACUCCAGACGCCCUUUCAAACGCCACUGUGAGCCGCUGGAACUACAGCCAGUUUGAAGGUGACUGGAGGGUGGGAUCCACCGCAGGGGGCUGCAGCAAUAAUACAGCUACAUUCUGCUCAAACCCUCAGUUUGUAAUCAAGCUGGAGGAGGAAGAUGAUGAUCCUUACGAUGGCGAGGAUGGCUGCACGAUCCUAGUGGGUCUGAUGCAGAAAGAUUUUCGUAAAGACAAGCGGAUUGGACGAGAACCGAACGCCAUUGGCUUUACUAUCUACAAGGUUCCAGAUAAGUUAAAGGGUUGCAAUAACGUUCAUCUUGGUCCUGAUGUAUUGCUGCAUCAGCGGUAUACUGCACGGAGCAACCCCUUCACCUACAAGCGAGAGGUGAUUGAGCGCUUCAAACUGCCUCCGGGUGAAUACGUCAUCAUCCCUUCCACUUACGAGCCGCAUUGUAACGGAAGAUUCAUACUGCGCGUGUUCACAGAGAAAGAGGCUGCUGCCAGCCCGAUGGAUGUGGAGAUCAGUGCAGAUGUGGAAAAGCAAUACAUAUCUGAUAGUGAUGUGGGUCCACAUUUUAAACAACUUUUCAUUCAGUUUGCUGGAAAUGACUCAGAGGUGUCUGUGUUUGAACUAAAGCAGAUCCUGGACAGUGUUAUCUCCAAACGAACUGAUGUGAAGACCGAUGGAUUUAGUAUGGAAACCUGUCGCCACAUCAUCAGUCUGUUAGAUAGAAAUGGGAGCGGCAAACUCGGCUGUGUGAAGUUUCACAUACUGUGGAUAAAGAUCCAGAAAUACUUGGAGGUUUUUAAGAAACAUGAUAAAGACAACUCAGGCACUAUGAGCUCCCAUGAGAUGAGAGAUGCGGUCAAAGAAGAAGGGUUCCAGCUGAACAAUGACGUUCUUCAGGUGAUAAUCUCACGAUAUGCCAAUCAGCAGUACACCAUUGACUUUGAUUCCUUCGUUGGCUGCCUGAUUCGCCUGGAAAUGCUCUUCAAAAUGUUUAAAGCGUUUAAUAAGAAGAACACCGGGAAAAUUGAGCUGGAUAUCCUGCAGUGGCUCUGCUUGGCCCUCGGUUGAAAAUCCACUCACCAUAACUGCAUCAGAAGUCUGUUCAUUUUCUGCAGCUGAACUGAAGAGGAUGCAGCAUACCUGGAAUACCCAAGAGUGAAAUCAACCAAGAACGGGUAUUAUCCAAACUGGGAAUUGCUUAAAAAUUUUAAUUUGUUGAUAUUGCUUAUCUGCUGAUAAAUUGGCUAUAAUGAAGAUGACUUAAUCAUGUUUCAUAUUUGCAAAAUUUUUAUUAUUUUAUGUCUAAAAUUACCGCUACCAUAGUUUCCAUCAAAAUAGCAUAGUACAUUGUUUCCACUGUAAAAAUCAUGAAUUAAUAUAUUGAAUCAUAACCGCCAUUGGAGUGUACUAUAUUGGAGGGUGUAAAUUCAAGGCUUCAUUAAUCUAAAUUCCUCUAAGACCAGUUUCAUGCAAAAAUUCAUUAAUACCUUUACAACUUCAAUCUGAGGAUUAUUUAUUCAUAAAAUACCUUUAAUAUCCCAUUUCCUUGCUAAUUUGAUGAUGCAUUAUUAAAAAAUUUUCCCUCUCUCCUUUAUAUUUCCUACAGUUUAGUAGAACAUUCUCUAAAUUUUCUUUGCAUUUACAAACCUCACAUUUAUCAGUGUUCACUUUACUCAUAAGAAAUCAUGUAUUAAGUCUUGUGUGUCCUAACCAUAGUCUUGCAUACCUGAUUUCUUCUCUUCUGUUUUUACAAUUAAUAGUUUUAAAUGUAAUUAGUUUUUGAAUACUGUUAUAUUUUCCAAAUCUUUUGUCAGUGAUUAUCUAUAUUUUGAUUUUUAUAAGGGAAAUCUCUAUUUUGUCAUUAUGAUUUAAUGCUUUUUCACUAAUUUGUCAGCUAGUAUGUGCUGGUAUCCAACAGAAUCGCACAUCUAUUCGUAAUUUUUCAAAGUUUAGCAGUGCUGUGUAGAUUUCUAUUAGAAUGUCAUCUCUAGCGGUUUAUUAAUACUCUGUAUGCUGUUUAAUCUGAAUAAAAUACAACUCUGUCUGGUUUGA
This is a messenger RNA of Cyprinus carpio (common carp), 3322 nucleotides long. RefSeq names its product calpain-2 catalytic subunit-like. Gene Ontology annotation, molecular function: calcium ion binding; calcium-dependent cysteine-type endopeptidase activity. Gene Ontology annotation, biological process: proteolysis. The record is from RefSeq and is a predicted model, not a curated record. Bases 239 to 2338 code for a protein of 699 amino acids. Lineage: Eukaryota; Metazoa; Chordata; Actinopteri; Cypriniformes; Cyprinidae. The transcript is spliced from 21 exons. Gene Ontology annotation, cellular component: cytoplasm.